AUGAAUUGCCAACCCUUGCAGUUGCAACUUGUCAACUUAAGAGUUGAACCCGUACUUACAGAAUUGGGUUGGAAACGAGUGGGUGAUCGUUCGGCAGAAGUGAAAUUACGCUGGGUUGAAUGCACCCGUCANCCCCGUCAUGCAGACUUUCGAGCGUUCAAGGAGGGAGAACAUCUGGUAAAUCACAUUCCAAACUGCGGUCUGUUGACAAAUAAACUUGGAUUAUUGCUCAGCCUACGCGAUUACGAAAGACGACAUGCCAGUCGUUAUGGAAGACCGCCCGGGAUCUGCAUGCGAGAGUUCUUGCCCACUACAUUUAUUGCGGAUGAUCUGAGGGAACGAGAGACAUUCUACCAGGCCUUUCAAGAGUACCUGGGCUGUUAUAGCCAAAAGAAAAACCACUUGUUGAUGAAACCCACAUCAUUCACAGAAGAGUAA
Echinostoma caproni is the source of this 438-nucleotide messenger RNA. Lineage: Eukaryota; Metazoa; Platyhelminthes; Trematoda; Plagiorchiida; Echinostomatidae. The record is from the annotation of a GenBank genome assembly.